CGGGCGGAGUGGAGCUUUCGCCUGACGACGGGACGCGCCGGCUGGUCCGCCCUCCCGAGGAACCUGCCGCUGCGCCGCCGGGAGGAGGUGGCUCGCUCUCUCUCUCUCGCUCGGGGCUCUUCUUUCCCGGCUGCAAACGAUGCGGCUCCGGGCUGCCUCCCGCGGGGGCUCGCCGGCGUCUCUUCUCCCAGACAGCCUCCAGCAUUUUAACCUGUGUGGUUGCUUACUACUGUGGUGACAAUGCCCCCAAAUUGACAUAUGCCAACAAGCAAUAAUUCAUCAUAUGAAAGGCAAUUCUCAAACAGAUCAAUGAAAACAAAACGAUGACAAGUUGUGGGCUACAGUCCUUGAAUACGCUGAUGGUUGUAUUUUCUGUGCUUCUCCCAACAGCACUGUCUGCACAUUUUCGAGUCUGUGAGCCAUAUACAGACUACAAGGGCCGUGAGCAUUUUGGAUUCCACUGCCCACGUCUUUCUGACAAUAAAUCGUACACCUUUUGCUGUCACCAUAACAACACCGUGUUUAAAUACUGCUGUAAUGAGACGGAGUUUCAGACUGUUAUGCAGAUGAACUUAACGGGGAAUACAGAUGGAUAUAUGCAUAAUAAUUACAGUGCAUUGUUAGGAGUGUGGAUCUAUGGGUUUUUUGUUGUGGUCUUGCUGGUACUAGACCUUUUAUAUUACUCUUCAAUGAACUAUGAUAUUUGCAAACUAUACCUAGCAAGAUGGGGAAUCCAGGGGAAAUGGAUGAAGCCGGAACCAAGCCGGUGGAUUAAACCUUCUCAGGACCCAAGACAAGUACAGACUCAGCCUCAACCUCAGCUUCAAACAUCACAGGCUGUGCAUCCAUUCAAAGGGGAAGCUUUAAAUCCACCCCUGAUGUCUUUUCCAAGUUCAACAGCCUGUGCUAAACGGGGAUCCUGUGUUAGGAUCAGCCAUUCGGGGUGGACAUAUCACCAUCCAGUGACUCCUGAGAAGACCAUCCUUAGGAGCGGCACACAUCCUGCAAUAAAGCGUCAAGAGCGGCUGGAUGAUUCCCAGAAAAAACAUAUUUUGACGUGCCUCAAGAUGGGAAAGCCACGAUCACAGUCCACGAACAGCAGCUUCUUCCAAAGGAAGGAAAAGACACCAUUUGACUGGGUGACUAAAGAAACAACUCAAACAAGAUGGCAGUUUGUCUAAUCUUACAAGGAGAACCACCACUGUGUCUGUUUGCAAUAUGGAAAGAUUUCAAGUGAGGAAAAAGUCCGCAUGCAAUACUUUUGAGACAAGAGACCAACUCUUAUGAAAGAAGAUAAAGAUACUGGCGGGAACACCCAUUGCAGUGGAAACAAGUUGCCCCAAUGGAAAUAGAAGCUGAGGCUGGACACGGACUACAACAUGAAUCUUUGGUAGAUAUUUCUUUCUUUGCCUCCCUUGUCCAUUAAAUCAUCACUCUUUCAGCCUAGCCUCAUAACAGAAAUAAAUGCUACUUUUCACAAAA
Messenger RNA from Heteronotia binoei (common prickly gecko), 1482 nucleotides. RefSeq names its product shisa like 1 (gene SHISAL1). NCBI's taxonomy places the organism in Eukaryota, Metazoa, Chordata, Lepidosauria, Squamata, Gekkonidae. The coding region runs from base 324 to 1181 and encodes 285 amino acids. The transcript has 8 exons. The record is from RefSeq and is a predicted model, not a curated record.